Molecule: messenger RNA, 3779 nt
Organism: Hemicordylus capensis (graceful crag lizard)
Lineage: Eukaryota; Metazoa; Chordata; Lepidosauria; Squamata; Cordylidae
Product: disintegrin and metalloproteinase domain-containing protein 10-like
Exons: 16
Coding region: 85-2124 (679 amino acids)
Biological process (GO): membrane protein ectodomain proteolysis; Notch signaling pathway
Cellular component (GO): plasma membrane
Molecular function (GO): metalloendopeptidase activity
Source: RefSeq, a predicted model, not a curated record
CUCUGUGUGGACGGGGCCAGGCACCAAAGAGCUUUUAUAAAGCACUAUGAGAGACUUUCGUACGACAGAGCAGCUUUGGACAGGAUGCACCAGGAGGCAAAGGAAGAAGGAAAGCUGGUUCUACUUGAGUUCCAGGCAUACCAGAGGACCUUCAGGCUGAGACUACGGAGGGACCCGACAGUUUUUGCAAGGGGCUUUGAGAUCACCAGAAAGGGGGCCUUGGGGCCCACGGAUGUCUCUUUCGUUUACUCCGGAGACCUGGAAGGAGAGGCUGGUUCUUCCUGCCAUGGGUCCAUCAUCGACGGCCUUUUUGAGGGCUUCAUCCAGACACGGAACGGCACCUACUACAUUGAAUCCGCUGGGACGCCGCUCGGGAACCAGAGUUCGCCAGACCAAUUGCUCAUCCACCACGAAAGUGACUUAGACUAUGAGCUUUGGGGAAAUCCCGAAUCGGCGUCUCUGGCUGCGGGAAUGCACCGACGCCUGCAGGAUGCCCAGCGGGAACUCGCAGUGGAGAGUAACAACUUGCGAAGGCAGAAGAGAAGCUUGGAUUAUUCAAAGACCUCUUGCCUCCUCCACCUUGAAGCAGAUUAUCUUUUCUUCAAAAGGUUUGGCUCCAUAGAAGCUGUGAUCGCCCAGAUUGCCAGCUAUGUCAGAGCAGUAAAUGCCGUUUAUGAACAGGCAGAAUUUGAUGGAAUCAGGAAUAUCGACUUCAAAGUGAAGACCAUCAACAUCAUCGAAGAGGAGAGCCGCUCAGACUCCAUGGAGUCGUCUUUCAUCAGUCCGGAGAUGCUUCUCUGGCUUCACUCCAAAACCAACUGGAACAGCUAUUGCCUGGCUUUCCUCUUGACUGACAGGGAUUACAGUGGCAUCCUGGGGAUUGCUUUCAACGGGCUACCUGGUGACACAGGAGGAAUUUGCUCCAAGCACCAGGUCUUCCGGAACCAGGAGGUCUCGCUGAACACGGGUCUGAUCACGCUGCAGAAGUAUGGCCAGCUCCUACCUCCUAGGAUGAUCCACUUCACGCUCGCCCAUGAACUUGGACACAGCCUGGGUGCUUAUCACGACGAGAGCAAAGAGUGUUCCCAAGUCCACAUUGACACCACCUACGGGAAGUACCUGAUGUUCGGCUAUGCCUCGGAGACGUGGGAAUUCAACAAUGACAAAUUCUCCCCCUGCAGCAUAGCCUUUAUUUCUAAAAUCCUGAGAAUGAAGAAAGAUCUGUGCUUCGUGGAAACAGACCGGCCCAUUUGUGGGAACCAGAUUGUGGAUCCUGGAGAGGAGUGCGACGUCGGUAGCGAGGACACAGAUCCUUGUUGCUACGGCGCUGGUGAGCCCAGGGGGAUCCGGUGUCGGCUGAAACCAGGAGCUCUGUGCAGUCCCAGCCAGGGACUCUGCUGCAGCCGCGAAUGUGUCCACAAGCUCCAAGGGGAACGGUGCCAGAAGGAGACGGAGUGUGCUUCCGAAAGCGUCUGCUCCGGAUCCACGGCCAAAUGCCCAGCGCCCCUCCCAAAAGCCAACUUGACUCUUUGCAGCAAGAAGUCACGUGUGUGUUUGAAUGGGCUCUGUGUGGGAUCCCUCUGCAUUCAGCAUGGUCUGGAACAAUGCGACUGCGUCUCCAGCUCCCUGAGAGAGAGGUGUCGUCUCUGUUGCCAGCUGCCAGGGUGGGCCGAAUCCUGCGCCAGCACCAGUUCCCCUGCUUGGGACCGUUUCUUCAACGGCUCAGAAAUCCUCCUGAUUCCAGGCUCCUCGUGUGGAGGCCAGACGGGCUACUGUGACCAGUUUCACACCUGCCGUUUCGUCGAUGAAGACGGGCCGAUAGCGAGGGUGAAGAACUUCAUCUUGAAUUUCAUUGAGAUGGAGGAUAUCGCCACCUGGAUGAAGACCCGCUGGUGGGCAGUCCUUCUCGUGGUCUUGACUCUGGCUGCCAUGAUGGCUGGGACCGUCUUUCUUUUUGGAAGGACAGUGGACACAGAAACAGAAACAGAUGACAGAGCUGUAAGGGGUUCCGAAAAGAAGGUUGCUGUCCCCCAGUCCUCCGAGAAGAGACAGACGUUCUUCUACUGGGAACAUGAGGAGACCUAUAUCGAGACAAUGCACCUGGAGUAUGAGACCAUCAUCUAGAAUCCAGUUCAUCCAGUAGGCCACUCAGGCUGCAGAUCUAGCGUUCGAAUCUUCCCUUUCCAUUUACACACUGCAGGGAUUCUAGCACGACCGAAAAACACAACCGCAGUGCAGAGCUAUGCAAAUAAAGGGGCUGGUUUGAGUCUCAGUGUCUGGUGUCUCCAGGGUGGAGAGCCUAGAAUGUUGGUGCCAGAGGGACCUUGGAGGUCAUCUAGUCCAACCCCCUGCUCAGCUAGAGCGAGAGGAGAGCUGGUCUUGUGGUAGCAAACAUGACUUGUCCCCCAGCUAAGCAGGGUCUGCCCUGGUUGCAUAUGAAUGGGAGACUACGUGUGAGUACCAUAAGAUAUUCCCCUCAGGGGAUGGAGCCGCUCUGGGAAGAGCAUCUAGGUUCCAAGUUCCCUCCCUGGCAGCAUCUCCAAGAUAGGGCCGAGAGAGAUUCCUGCCUGCAACCUUGAAGAAGCUGCUGCCAGUCUGUGAAGACAAUACUGAGCUAGAUAGACCAAUAGUCUGACUCAGUAUAUGGCAACAUCCUAUGUUCCUAUCCUUAACAGAUGGCUGCCCAGCCUCUGUUUGAAAACCUCAAGAGGAGUCAUCUGCUAUGUGAGGAAACUGUUCCAGUGAGGAAAUUCUUCCUAAUGCCUUGCCUGAAUCUGCUUCCUUGGGGUUUCAGCCACCAAUUCUAGUCCACAGGUGUGACAGAGAACAAGCCCGCUCCUCCUCCAGGACAGCCCUUUAGAUAUUUGAAGAUGGCUCUCCUAUCCCACCCUGAGUCUUCCCUUCUCCAGGCUAAACAUACUCUGCUCCGUCAACCAUUCCUUAUAGGUCUUGGUUACCAGAUCUCUCUCCAUCUUGGUGGCUCUCCUCUGAACCCCUUUGAGUUUAUCAACAUCCUUCUUAAAAUGCAGGCCCUGAACACAGGAUCCCAAGUGAGUUCUGACCCGCCCAAGGGGAAUGAUAACUCCUCGUGAUAGGACACUAUACUUUGGUUAACACAACCUACAAUUAUGUUAGCCUUUUUAGCUGCUGCACCACUGAUUUAGCUUUCACACCAGAAGUAGCACCAGGGACCCUAUCACCUUGGCUUCCUCCUGUAGAGGGGAAUGGCCAGUAUUCAUUCCUAUGGGAAAAAGCAAGGUCUAUACUUGUGGCAACAUCACAGGGAGGGCAAAACAUUCCCUCUGCCAAUUUUGCCCACCCCAGCAAUAGAGAGUCUCAUUUCCACUAGCAGACAGUGUUACAGGGGUUGGCCUCUAGAAUCAAGAGUUUUGCCACCUCCUGACAAAAACUGAGCUUUGCAGUCAAGGGUUAAACAUCUGCUCCAUUGUGGCCAACAAAAUCUACUCAGCUGCUGAAUUCUUAUGUAGAAUGGUGGUGGACGUGUGCUAUGCACUUUAUUUCCCAAAUCUUUUAUUAUAUGGAGACUCCCCCCCAACAAUAAAUUUACAGAUGUGUACCUCUGAGUGUUGCUUCUUCAUUUUUUAUUUCUCUCCCUCCCUCUCUCUCCCAUUUACAUACAAACCAUUUAACAGUGCAGCCUACUUCCCUUCUCCGCUAGGCAUAGCCCCAUCUGUUCCCAAGCUGUACCUACCGACACUUUCCCCAAGCUUCUGAACUAUUGGAGUAUUAGUAAGCAUUCUGUAACGCUUCAACAGCUG